Messenger RNA from Lodderomyces parapsilosis, 207 nucleotides. It is a transcript of the gene TOM7, whose product is annotated as Tom7p. Gene Ontology annotation, biological process: protein insertion into mitochondrial outer membrane; protein import into mitochondrial matrix. The transcript has a single exon. NCBI's taxonomy places the organism in Eukaryota, Fungi, Ascomycota, Pichiomycetes, Serinales, Debaryomycetaceae. The coding region runs from base 1 to 207 and encodes 68 amino acids. Gene Ontology annotation, cellular component: mitochondrial outer membrane; mitochondrial outer membrane translocase complex. The record is from RefSeq and is a predicted model, not a curated record.
AUGGCUGCUGAAUCUACCCCAUCAAGAAAAAAUCAAUACCAAUUAACAUUAUCCGAUGAAUCCAAAGAAAGAAUUGUGAAACUUUUGGAUUAUUCAAAGACCAUUGCUCAUUAUGGUUUCAUUCCAUUUGUAUUGUACUUGGGUUGGGCUGCUUCACCAAACAAACCAUCGAUCUUGAACCUAUUAUCUCCUUUUCCAUCCGCUUAA